Molecule: messenger RNA, 543 nt
Organism: Diversispora eburnea
Lineage: Eukaryota; Fungi; Glomeromycota; Glomeromycetes; Diversisporales; Diversisporaceae
Source: the annotation of a GenBank genome assembly
UCAUUCAUUUUACUUCAUAAUCAUCAUCGUAAUAAUGAUGAUUAUAGUAAUAGCAAUGAUGAUGAUGAUGAAAGUUUUCAUUCAGUAAAUAUUAAUGAAUAUGAUGUUAAUAGUAUUCAUAGUUCUAAUAGUUCUAUCGGUGAUUAUAGAACAAAAUUCAAUACAACAACAAAACAUAUAGGAUGUAUUUGGCAUAUUAAUCUUUCAGAACUUUCUUUAAAUAAUCCUUCUAAACAUAUUUAUAUUACUACAUUACAUAAUAUUUAUUCAUAUUAUCUUAAUUCAAAUAUUAUUCAAUUUGGAGAUAACAAACAAUUAUCUUUUGAAAUUAUAAAAGAAAUUGAAUUCCUUACAAUUAAAUAUCAAAUGGCUACAACUAUACAAUAUAAAUAUUUUGAAGUAAAAUUUUCAGGUCAAACAAUCUAUAAUAAUAAUUUAUAUAAAGCAAUACAAAAUUUUCAAUUACAAAAUAAAAAUCAUAGUAAUGAUGUAGCUAAGUUAUAUACAAAAUUAUUCGAAUUAUCAUUAGAUAAUCCAAUAUAG